AUGGUGUAUCUUGCAUCGUCAAAGGCCUUACGUGAUGAUUUUAAGCAUACCAUGAUGAGCAAAUUCGAGAUGACAAACCUUGGGUUGCUAAAAUAUUUUUUGAGACUUGAGGUUAUUCAGAUUGAAGAUGGAAUUUUUGUGGAUCAAAAGAAGUAUUCUGUCGAUCUUCUAAAGAGAUUUAACAUGGUGAAUUGUGAAGUUGCAGCCACACCAAUGAAUAUUAAUGAGAAAUUUAUGCAUCAUCCUACGAAACAACAAUUUGGAGCUGCUAAGAGGAUUCUUCGUUAUAUUGCUGGGACGUUGAACUUUGGCAUUUGGUACAGUCAAGCAAAAAAUUUCAGACUUGUUGGCUUCACCGAUAGUGAUUGGGCUGCUUGCAUUGAUGAUUGA
This is a messenger RNA of Andrographis paniculata, 390 nucleotides long. RefSeq lists its product as uncharacterized. Lineage: Eukaryota; Viridiplantae; Streptophyta; Magnoliopsida; Lamiales; Acanthaceae. The transcript has 2 exons. The coding region runs from base 1 to 390 and encodes 129 amino acids. The record is from RefSeq and is a predicted model, not a curated record.